Amoebophrya sp. A25 is the source of this 3551-nucleotide messenger RNA. Lineage: Eukaryota; Dinophyceae; Syndiniales; Amoebophryaceae. The record is from the annotation of a GenBank genome assembly.
UGCAGGUGGGCCUCUCGUCACGAUUCUACUAAGUCUAGGGUGACCUUUUUAUGUUUUUGUUUUUUUUUUUGGUGUAAUUAUUUUGCCCUAGCAGGUGAUCUUCUAUCAUCUUUACAACAGUACCGAAAUUGUGACAAGUAGAAGUACUUCCUAAGUAGAGGUGCAUGUUUGUUGAGUUCUACUAGUUGUCUUAGGUAAAAACAAUUCUCGUCUUCUUCACCAGUCUACAAGGACCACAAGCAAAUGGCGUCUUCCACUCCUCUCGCCACGGCCAGCACCGGUUCCGGUUCAGUCAGAUAUGAGCGUGGUGAGACGGUCGAGGUCUUCUUUCGAUUUGCGAAAGAGCCGAAAAAUGGCGGUUAUUUCCCCUGUGACAGCAUGGCCCAGGGCAUGCUGCACCCAUGCAUCGUGAAGACUGAUGGAUGGAUUCAAGCGGUUGUAGAACAGACCUUCGAUGCUGGGGCGACCAGAGACAGCCAUUGGCCAGAUCUGGCAACCUCGUCAUCCUCAAGUUCUAAAAAGGGAACAGGAAAGAAAGGAAGUGGGGGAGAUGGUAGGAAAGAUGGAUACGACCCUUCAAGUGAAACUACGACAACCUGAAUACCAUGUUUAGAAAGAUUUUUAUUCAUCCAACGAGCACGAUCACCGACGUGAUAGACAUCAUGAUUAUAUUUUUGAGUAGAGCCUUAAGAUGCUUAUCAUGAUCCUCGCAACAAUAUUAUUCGCUCAAGAACAUUCGCUUCUUACCUUUUCUCGUCCCCAGGUAAUCUCGUGAAAGUGAAGUAUCUCGCCCCCUUCUGGUACAACCGGCAAGGCCAGCUUUACAAUGACGGUGCCAAACGCAAAGAUUCGGUUGCACCGCAACUAGUGCGAAAAUUGGAGGUCCCAGGAUGCCUAAUGGUCAAUAAAGGUCCUCCUCUGCAACAAGCCGCUAACGGAGGACAAGCACCACCUCCUGCCAGUGCUGCUGCUGCGGCAGCUUCUUCUUCUUCCCUAAACCUGACCAGAAGAAGGGGACCCAAAGUGAGUAUUUUUUGCGUCCGAUGGGGAGGCAAACGAAAGGUAGACGCGGUGACGGAUGGCAUUGGGGGUUGGGGACAAGUAGGAAGCAAUCCUUCGGAUAACUUCAUACAUACGCUCUUCGCAGACUAUCCGUAUGAAAAUUUUGGCACCGACUACGAAAUUUGGACGGCAUUUGUGCAGAGCACGCACGAAUUGAAGGACAUACAUCCGGAAUUGAUCCGCAAACAAAUGACAGGGCAACAGCUGGCAGGAUGCUAUUUCUUGUGGCCGAUUGGUAACAUGAUCAUUUUGAUGCGUUUUUGUUAUGAAGACACCGUACUCAGCAUAUCGAUAUCUUCAAAUAGGCAGUCACAUAGUGCCAUCAACUUCUAACCUGCGACGUGUAUUCGUGCUACUUUUUGAUUUUGUCUUAUUAUACUCCUCUUCUAUUUUUUAUAUAUUACAAAACAAAAAAAAACUUUCUAACCAUACAACAGGUUUCCAAGACGGCCAUGAGUUUUGCGGCUACGUCAACAAUGGAGAUCUUUUCCAUUGCAUGCGUCGCUUUGAGGCUACAGGUGUCGUAACCCGAUUUCCCCAUCACAGUCACCUCUACCAACUCCUAGCCAGUAAGGCUUGGACAGCCAGUUGGUGCCUCGUUCCAGGACUCAACACACCCCUCACAACUAAGCUCAGCCGUAGUAUGAUUGUAAAUCUGGGUUACAAGGGAGCCGCAGAAGUGGCUUUGCAGUCACUGCAAGAUUUGAACGCGGCAAGAAAUUUGUUGUUUCCAAUAGGACAAAACCAAUUGAAACGAGAAACAAUCGUGAAGGGAGUGUCGAAACUAGGCUACAGUUGGGAAUCGAUGGACGUAAACCAUUGGUCGGAUGUGGGAACGAUGGCGCAAGGUAGAAACUAAUUUGAAUUUGUUGAAAUACUUGGAAGCUGGAUUUUUAUUUUUGGAAGUUUUACUAAUACUAGCUUAGAUUUUGUCUGCGUGGGUUAAUAGAGAUAUGAUGUAUGACCCUACAUAUAAUCUUCUUCAAUCCUCCAUCGCGAUCCUGCCCACACGACCAGGUCUCGAAGAGCUCGUCCAGCAACCUGGCAAUUUGUCCGAGUACGUCCACGUCCAGGAGUGGGUUGACAUUGACGUAGAAAUGCGACAUUUCGUUGUCUUACCGCAAGACCAUUUGAGCGGCAUCAAAAUCGAGAAGAUCGUUUACACCUGCUACGAGAGCAAGAGCGAGCAACACUUUUCAAGCUUCAACCGCUUCGAUAGGGAGACGUGUUUGCAGAAGAAGUUUCACAACGAUGAAAAAGCGCUGGCAGAGGCGGAAAAGAAAGCAUACGUAAUUCUAGUGAGUUGUUUGCAUUAUGUGGUUCCUCAGGAAAGCACGUCACUUUGUUCGACAUCUUGUAAUUCGAUAUCACCACCUUAUUUCUAGUAGAAUUUAUUAUCUCGACCGUCAAUGAAUCACUGCCAAUAAUUCAUUCCAACAAACAAAUAACAGGACUUAAUCACCCGUCUCUACUACGCUCUCCGCGGUGAGUGCAGUGAGAUGCCUCCUGUGAUACGAUUUGACGUCCUUGCCCAUCGCAGUCGCGCUGGCUGUGCCAACGUGAUGAUUGGGGAGAUCACGGAGCUAGGCGCCUGCUUCCUCGGAUGGCCUGACGGUCCGAAGACGGUUUUCAACGCCAUGUUGCGCACAGCAGCUUAUCCAUCCAACCAUGCAGGAACGUGGGGUGGCGGUAACAACGUCGGACGAGACGGUUUGUUGUCAUCAACCGUGAACAAGACGUUCAACUCGUAUGGUGGAGGCUCGGCACAAGCACAAGGCCAAAAUAGACAAGCAAACGGCGGCGCUCAAAAACCCACUCCUGUUCCUGUCAAAAACGGAACAAAUACAAAUUAUGGAACCUCAAAUGGAUCAAAUGGAAGCCACUAUGAUCCACCAGCACGCGGACGUCGUAGAGGAAGCAGUGAUGCUACAGGUGCAGGUCCAGGCACUAGGGGAGCAUCCAACACAACUACCAACAAAAGAAAGCAAAUGGCAGGAACAGGAAACGAGAAAAAAGUUGUCACCUCUUGAAGGUGAGCUCGAAGUUUGUUGGAGUCGAUUGAAGUUGUAGCUUUGCGACACAUAGCGAUAACGAUGUUGGUGAGGAACUGCUCACGACUACGUUUUUUACCUUGGCAUCAAUCCUAAAGUUGUACGAUACUUUUUUCCUGUAAAGUCUUCUUGAUACCGACCAGCACGAACGAACUGAAUAAAUUGAUGACCUUGUUUUGGCUUUUGUAUUUGGUUAUCAAAACUACGUACCUGCCUCGCCAAGGCCAUACUCUUGUCUCGCAAAAGAACCUGGUGUUGAUACAAGCCACAACACUGAUGCUUCUGUCUUCGAGGAAGAACAGACGCCACCUUAUAUUUGUCAGAUCGUCUUGAACCACCAUGGCGACCCCUCUUGCAUAUACUAAACAACAUCACCGAAAAUCACCAUAGAGCUAUAUUUCGACGACCGCCCGGCGCGACCCUGAGCUCACAGAGCAC